Molecule: messenger RNA, 1119 nt
Organism: Dictyostelium discoideum AX4
Lineage: Eukaryota; Evosea; Eumycetozoa; Dictyosteliales; Dictyosteliaceae
Exons: 1
Coding region: 1-1119 (372 amino acids)
Source: RefSeq, a predicted model, not a curated record
AUGAAUCCAAGUCAAUAUAAAGAGAAUUUUAUGAAACCAUAUGGAUUUACAAAUUUGGAAAAUGUAAUUACAUCAAAAUACUAUGAACCUGUAACACCAUUACAAUUUAAUGAAAGAUUAUACGAUAUGGCUCAAAGCCAUUCCAUUGAUAUGUCUGCAAGUGAUGAUUGUUUUACAUUUGAAAAUUGUAAUGGUACUUCAUUUUAUGAUAGAAUCGAUGAUUGGAAAUGUGAUGAAAAUACUCAAGAGCAUAUUUAUAAAACUUCCACUUCCAAUAACGGAUUAAAAGCAAUCAAUAGAUUAGUAUGUCGUAGUAGUAGUAAAUGUUUAAAUGAUGAUGCUCCUGAUGUUGGUGAUUUUCGUGAUAGAAUUAUGGGAAAGGACAUAAACUACUCUGGAACUGGUAUUGUCUACAACCAAACUUUAUCAACUUGGUUCUACACUAUGGAUUUCACCCUAACUUCAUGCACUCCACAAAAUGACCUUGCAUCUGGUGAUAAAUCAAUAAUCUCUGCCAGCCAUACUUUUAAAUAUGGUGAUCUAAAUUCCACAUCAAGUUCCUCAUCACCAUUUUACCAACAACCACAACAACAGCAAUUACCAAUUACAUUUAUUGCAAAUUAUUUUAAUUCAAGUAAUUCACUUGAUGGUUUAUAUUUAUAUGUAAUUAGUAAAAAUAGUAAUUUAAAAGUUAUGUUAAAUAAAUUAUAUUCAAGUGAUAAUGGUAAAUCAUCAAAUGGAGUUUACUCAAUAACUUUAAAUGAAAAUUCUUAUCGUUCAUGUGAUUAUUAUUAUUUUCAAGCAAUUACUAUAUCAGGUAAAAUUCAAAGAUACCCAACAAAAGGAUUUUUAAAGAUUGUAGAUUAUAAACAAUCUUGUGAUGGUGCUUGGUCUGAAACUUCUACAACUUUUUCACCAUCAUUACCAUCUUUACCUCAAUCUCAUUUUUAUAACUUUUUUCCAAACUUUAUAAAUAAUCUUGAAUCAAAUAAGGAAGUUGAAAUCAAUAAUGAUAAAAGUAUAAAUCAUAAUUAUUAUAUUACCAGUAACACUACAUUUUUAAAUAUUUCUACAUUUUUAAUAAUUAUUUUAAUUAGUUUUAUUUUAUUAUUGAUUUAA